AUGCGUUCCAUUUUACGCACUUUUCGAAAAACCAGUGUUUUCUGGAGGCAGUUCUGGGCGUUCGACUGUGAGAAAGCGCUGAACGCUUCGUAUGGGACCUGGAUGCAGUCGCAAGCUCGGUUGCUGCCGACGCUAGUGCCGGUGCGCCGUCGCUUUGCGUCAAGCAGCUGGGGCCAACAAGGUUCCGAGACAAGCUCAGCAACCAACAGCGCUGGUAGCGAUAGCGCGGCUUCUGUCGCGUCACAAACGAAACGCGACUUUCGGCCGCGCACUAUUCUUCGCUCGCAGACUCCCGUGGGCGAGCUCAUCCGAGGUCGCGGCGAACGCGUCUACCAAAUCGCUGCCAACGAUACCAUGCAGAACGCGCUGAAGAAAAUGUUCAUCCAUAACAUCGGUUGUUUGCUUGUUGUUGAGCAACCACAACAGAACGACGAGGCGUGCAAGCCGGUCGGAAUCAUAUCCGAACGCGACCUGACGCGCUUGCUGAUUAGCCGUGGUUCAAGUGGCGCCGCCUCAGCGGGCCGAACAACAGCUGACCUACUGUUGACCGUCAAAGUGCAUGAGUUCAUGACAAAGGCAAAUGCGCUUAUCUCCGUGACACCGGAUACGGACCUGGCAUCGGUGCUUGAGCUGAUGGCGUCGCGUCGCCUGCGACACCUGCCGGUUGUGCGCGACGGCCAAGCUAUCGGCAUGGUCAGUAUUGGGGAUGUGGUUCGUCGGCUCAUUGAGGAGUCACGAGAAGAAGCCGAUGCACUCAAGGAAUACAUAGCGGGUACGUACUGA
Messenger RNA from Cyanidioschyzon merolae strain 10D, 783 nucleotides. RefSeq lists its product as hypothetical. The record is from RefSeq and is a predicted model, not a curated record. NCBI's taxonomy places the organism in Eukaryota, Rhodophyta, Bangiophyceae, Cyanidiales, Cyanidiaceae. Bases 1 to 783 code for a protein of 260 amino acids. The transcript has a single exon.